This is a messenger RNA of Klebsormidium nitens, 2223 nucleotides long. NCBI's taxonomy places the organism in Eukaryota, Viridiplantae, Streptophyta, Klebsormidiophyceae, Klebsormidiales, Klebsormidiaceae. The record is from the annotation of a GenBank genome assembly.
AUGGCAGCAUAUUCGCCCUUGUUUGACCUCACUUAUCUGAUACAGGCUGAGAAAGAAGAACGCCUCUUCUUUGAUGCGAAACAGGCCCACAACUCGUGCCUUGUCAUGUUUGAACACAAGGUGCCUUCAUCGCGUCGCAUCCUGCAAAAUGUUGGCGGCAAGAGGCUCGCGAGCGAAGCUUCAGCUGGCAACUGCAGUCAGAGGCCAACAUGGAGGAGAGGCCUCGUAAAGAAGCGCCGGUGCGUCAUCCUCUCGCAAGAGUCAAAAGAAGAGCAGCCGGUGGAUAUCGGUCCACCGGUUGACAGGGUGCGCGCAACUGAUCGCAGCCAAGAGAGUGGUUUCGCACAAGGGCAAGCUCAGACCCCUGGUCGGGUGGUAGUGCACACCGAGCAGGAUGGUGCAGUUCAGACGGUGCAAGAAAACAAGCUUGGAACGGCCUUCUUCUCCAAGCUCAGUCGAGCAAAGCUCCACUACCAAGAUCCGAAGAAUGGGCCACAGGGUUUCAGCAAGCGGUACGCUGCUCUCUGUGAUCACACGGUGGAGUUGCAUCUUCUCGACCAUAAGGGCUAUCGUAGCUACGGGUCGUACCAAAACUGGCCGACCGCGCGGGACUACACUUCGCAGCAGCCUUUCCUUGAGGAGGUGCUUGUCGAAGGAAAACCGUGCAAGCCGUUCCUAGACAUGGAAAGAGAUCGGGGUUUGCCCCAGGGGGAAAAUCUUGAGAGCGUCAUCAGCCAGUUUGAAGACGCCAUUACGAAGAUCUUCGCGGAGGACUACGCAGUCGAGAUCCAAGAGCGGGACUUCAACUGGGUCCACUGCGACUACGGACCCGGCGGCAAGUUCAGCGUCCAUCUCGUCAUCUCAACACACGGGCCGCGGCAACUGGUCUUCCGCUCCAAUCUCGCCCCUAACGUUGACCCGCAAGGAGCAGGGCACCUCGCUCGCAGGCUUGCUAAGGUUCUCCCCCCAACCCUGGCUGACCUCAUCGACCAAAGCGUCUACACUCGGAAUCGAGGCAUCCGGAUGCCUGGUUGCGCAAAGCCCUCCAGACCUAACUGCCCGCUGCGUCCUCUGGACCCCACCAAGCCGUAUGCUGACAGCGUCAUCACCUGGUUCGACGAGGAGAUUGACUUCAUCAAGGUCCCUGUCCUCGUGCCUGAUGCUGUGCGACAACAACGGCGCCCCACAAAGCCCGCAGAGAUGGCUGUUCUCAGCGCCACCAAUCUGGACGCCUACACGGUCCAGCGCUGCCUAGAGCUCUUGCAAGCACGGUUGCAUCCAACGGCCUACAAGCGAGGAGCGAGUAGGGCGCUCAACUUUAGCUGGACGGACCGAGAAGGAGAGCCGUGCUACACCGGGCACACUCACUCUGGGGUGCGCGAUCUUUUGUGCGUCGUGAACGAGGCGCAGAACGCUGUCUUUGCCAAGUGCUCCAGCGAGCGAAAAGACUCCACGACCGGAGUGUGCUGCAAGGAGCAGCCUGCUCACUAUCUCGGCCGCUUGUACGAGGACGUGGAGACUUGGAAGGCCGGCGCCAUCGAGAUCGACAUGCGCUAUCUCGAACGGGACCCCCUUGCUGCUGGACCGAUGGAUCUGCAGCUGAUCCGGAUGAGCUCGAAGGGGAUGACGGACAAGAUUCUUUUCAACAACGUGGUCAACAGGUGGCAAGCUGGCGAGUUCCAGGCGCUCCUCGUUCGAAGCCCGAUGGGCACGGGCAAAUCCGAGCUGGUCAAGCGGAUCAAGGCGGAGGAGCCCGUCCCCCAGAAGAUUCUGCUGGUCACAUAUCGGCAGACGCAGGCGUCUGAUGCGCAUGGCAAAAACCCGGAGUUCGCCCACUAUGCGGACCUCAAAGCCCUGCCAUCCCAGCUGAACGAGCAAGGGGAUUUCGUUGCUCCUUUAGCCGACAGAGUGCGGUUCCCAAAAGUCAUAGUCCAGGUCGACAGCCUUUACCACCUCCUCGAUGAGAGCAAAGUGGUCGACUCAUUCGAUCUCGUAAUCCUUGACGAGAGCGAGUCCAACCUGGCCCAUCUUUCAGCUGAUACCCUCUCUAACCGACAUCGGAUCGCCAACUUCCUGAUUGAGCUUCUGUGCCAAGCAAAGCGGAUUAUAGCGCUGGAUGGGCACCUGGCUCAGCGGACGUUCGACUUUCUCACAAUGAGCGGCAUCCCGUGCGGGCCUGUUGUGAUCAACAAUCAUCUACCAGAGCGGACGAUUUGUGACUAG